This is a messenger RNA of Gopherus flavomarginatus (Mexican gopher tortoise), 1383 nucleotides long. RefSeq names its product transcription factor 15 (gene TCF15). Gene Ontology annotation, biological process: developmental process; regulation of transcription by RNA polymerase II. The record is from RefSeq and is a predicted model, not a curated record. Gene Ontology annotation, molecular function: DNA-binding transcription factor activity, RNA polymerase II-specific; protein dimerization activity; RNA polymerase II transcription regulatory region sequence-specific DNA binding. The transcript is spliced from 2 exons. Bases 320 to 871 code for a protein of 183 amino acids. NCBI's taxonomy places the organism in Eukaryota, Metazoa, Chordata, Testudines, Testudinidae.
CAGGACUUAUAUAGAGAGAUUCUUGUGAAUCCCACUAGAGCAAACUGUCCCACCCUCUCCGACACGAAAGGGGAGAAGCUGGAGCAACAGCUGGGAAGACGUCAGGACCUGCAGCGGGGGUGGAGAGGGCUUCCUGCUUGUGUCCGCGCAUUGUGAGCCCUUGAACGCCACAAGGGUGAGCCUCUGGAGUGAGUCCCUGGUGCUCCAGCGAGGAGCCAGACUGCCUCUCGGAGCCCUUCCAGCCUGGAGCGCACAGAAGUGUCUUGCUGCUGAAGGCUCCCAGAGAGCAGCGGGGCCCUGGGUCUGGGGGCAAACCCCCAUGGCGUUCACCAUGCUGAGACCCGUGGCAGCUCACAUGCUCUACCCAGACCUCAGCAUGCUCUCCGAGGACGAAGAGAACCGGAGCGAGAGCGAUGCCUCGGACCAGUCCUACGGCUGCUAUGAGGACCUGGAGACCAGGAGGAAGGUGGCGAGGAAGCCAGGCCAGGUGGUGAUGGUGAAGCAGAGGCAGGCGGCUAACGCCCGGGAGAGGGACCGGACACAGAGCGUCAACACGGCCUUCACAGCCCUGCGGACCCUUAUCCCCACCGAGCCCAUGGAUAGGAAGCUGUCCAAGAUCGAGACCCUCCGCCUGGCCUCUAGUUACAUCUCCCACCUGGCCAAUGUGCUGCUGCUUGGAGAGGGCUGCGAGGACGGGCAGCCCUGCUUCAGUGCCAUCUAUGGCUCCAAGGGGGAGCUGGACAACAAACAACCCCGCAGCAUCUGCACCUUCUGCCUCAGCAACCAGAGGAAAGGGGGCAGCUGGAGGGAGCUUGCGGGCAAUUGCCUGAAGGCGCGAGGGGUGAACCCAAUGCGAGUGCCGCGGAGAUGAGCCCGAGCUGUGGGAGCAUCUGCCUGAGGAGCCAGGCCAGGUGGCCGAACCCCAGAACACAUGAGCUUGAUAUUCCAGACCGGGGGGCGGGAAGGAGCAAGGGACCCCUGGAGCUCAAGGAAAGGAAAGCCUGUGUGAGAUGAGCCCACACUCAAAGGACUCCACGGAGACACAGGCGGCUGGGGCUGCACCGACUUGGACCGAAAGGCAGGACGAUGCUCUAGAUGCAAAUAAGAGAGAGCGAGAGCGACCGCUCCUCUGCCAUCCACUGUGCCUGUCCUUCGCGGCCAGCGGGAGCCCGGGGAAAGCAGGGCUCACUGACCCCUGGAAGGGGAUGUUGGCCCAGUGGCUGCAGGACAGAGGAGCGGGCAAGGGCGAGAGUGUAAAAUAUCGUUCAAUGGUCAGUGUCGAUACAGAGCUUUAUGAGAGUUAAGAUUAUUGCAGGUCUCCAUGGUCACUGUUUUGUUUUUCAUAUUCAGCAGGUUUGAAAAUAAAAGUUAUUUUUUUGAUCA